GCUCAGAUGGCCGACAAGCCCAAGAAGCGAGCGCUGAAAACCUACAUCUGGGACACAUGGGAUAAACCACCAGAAGAGAGGCGGUUCUUGUUCAAACUUGACGCCUGCCUCUUAACAUAUGCGGCGCUGUCAUAUUUCAGCAAGUAUCUCGAUCAGCAGAAUGUCACGAACGCGUAUGUCUCGGGGAUGCAAGAAGACCUUGGCCUACACGGCAAUGAAUUAAAUUACAUCACGACUGCGUGGACAUGUGGAUAUGUCAUUGGACAGAUUCCCUCAAAUAUGCUGAUCACAAGAAUCCGCCCCUCGCUAUGGAUCCCGCUUAUGGAGGUGAUUUGGAGUGUACUCACAAUGACACUGGCUGCGUCGAAGAACUUCAGCACACUUGUGGCCAUUCGGUUCUUCGUCGGCCUAGCGGAGUCCACGUUCUAUCCCUCUAUCCAGUACGUGAUUGGUAGCUGGUACAAGCCUGAGGAGCUUGGUAAGCGGGCGUGCAUAUUCCAUACUGCAAGUGCCUUGGGUCCAAUGUUCAGCGGCUUCCUCCAAGCCGGCGCAUACGAUGGCUUGAACGGCAGAUUCGGCCUCGCGGGAUGGAGAUGGCUCUUCAUUAUUGACGGAAUUAUCACCGUCCCGAUCGCAAUACUGGGCUUCCUCAUCAUGCCAGACCUGCCGUCUAACACACCGCCCUCGAUGUUCUACACUCAGGCGCAGCUCGAGCUCGCUCAGCGCCGCAUGGAGGAAAUUGGCCGGAAGCCUCCAGCGCCGUUCACAAGGAAGAAGAUUAUUGGCUUCUUCCAGACGUGGCAUCUGUACCUGCUGACUCUCCUGUAUAUUCUGUUCAACAACGGUGGCAAUCCCGCAUCCUCAAUGAUUUUCUGGCUGAAGAGUUUCAAUACGCCUGAGAAAACGGUGUAUACCGUCGCACAAAUCAACACGUACCCAAUCCCCAUGUAUGCGGUACAAGUAGUCACCACACUUACAUGGGCAUGGUGGUCGGAUGCUGUGAAAGCCCGGUGGCCUCCAAUGGUACUUGCGGGGCUAUGGAACAUGGUCAAUUGCAUAGUGCUAGCAGCAACCCCCCUGUACACGCACAUAGCAAGGCGAUGGGUAUUCUACUACUUUACGAUAGUCACCGGAGGGCUUUCGGGACUGAUUCUCGCGUGGGCGAAUGAGUUGACAGGCCAUGACAGCGAGAAGCGUGCAUUCGUGGUUGGCUGUUGCAAUACCUUUGCAUACGUCGUUCAGACAUGGCUUCCGAUUGUACUCUUCCCGCAAGUCGAGCAACCUCGCGUGUUCAAGGGCAAUGUCGCGACGGCGGGAAUCAAUUUCGCGAUGGUUUGCACCGCCCUCACAGUGCUCUUCCUGUCCCGCCGCGAUGAACGCCGGGCCGCAAAGAAACAGGGCUUCGGAGGCGAGGCCACCUCGAGUGACAUCAUGCUGGAAGGCGAUGAGAAUGCAGACCCCACCAAGGUGAAGACGCAGGAGUCAGACCUUGUCGUCGAAAUAGAGGAGCUGAGGGCGUAG
Messenger RNA from Postia placenta MAD-698-R-SB12, 1521 nucleotides. RefSeq lists its product as hypothetical. Gene Ontology annotation, cellular component: membrane. Gene Ontology annotation, molecular function: transmembrane transporter activity. Bases 7 to 1521 code for a protein of 504 amino acids. Gene Ontology annotation, biological process: transmembrane transport. Lineage: Eukaryota; Fungi; Basidiomycota; Agaricomycetes; Polyporales; Adustoporiaceae. The record is from RefSeq and is a predicted model, not a curated record. The transcript is spliced from 25 exons.